UUCCGUUCCUGGCAUACAGUCGUUGCUGCCUAUUUAAGGAUGAGGGGCUUGUUGUACUUUAGACGAUACUCUCCAUCUGUUCCAGAGAUACCAUAAAACUCUUCGACUCCAGCAGCUACAGGGAGUAAGAUGAGGAAUUGCGCAUAUUCCUCAUUGAGCAUUCUCGUAUCGCUGGCCGCCAUUCUGUGUUAUGCUGAAGACACCUGUCCAGAUGUGAAGCUUAUUGGCGUUGGCGAGUCGGACAAGCUGGCCAUUUUGCGAGGAUGUCCGGGAAUUCCUGGAACACAAGGAAUGCAGGGAGUGCAAGGACCAGCAGGACCUAAAGGAGAAAAAGGCUCGUCUGGAACUCCCGGGAAGAUAGGACCAACAGGGGUUAAAGGUGAUAAAGGGGCCACAGGCGCACAAGGACAAAAAGGUGACAAGGGAGAUCCCGGGGUACCUGCCCCUGGAACUGCCCAGAACUGUAAGGAGGUCUUGGACUAUGGAGCUUCUCUGAGCGGUUGGUACACAGUAUACACAAGCAAUGGGCUUCCUCUCACUGUGUAUUGUGACAUGGAGACUGACGGAGGAGGAUGGCUAGUUUUCCAGAGACGGAUGGAUGGGUCGGUGGAUUUUUUCCGAGAUUGGAAUUCCUACAAGCGAGGGUUUGGCCACCAGGCCAGCGAGUUCUGGCUGGGGAACGAUCAUAUUCACCAACUUACGUCCACAGGAACAUACGACCUCCGCUUCGAUCUCAUGGAUUUUGAAAACAACAGAACUUACGCCACAUACAGCAACUUCAAAAUCACAGGGGAGAAUCUGAAUUACACUCUGAGUUUGGGGUCAUUCAUUGGAGGGACCGCAGGUGACUCCUUCUAUGGUCACAGAAACACACCGUUUUCUACCAAAGAUAGAGAUAAUGACCGUCAUAAAACGAUUAGCUGUGCAAAUAGUUACAAAGGUGCCUGGUGGUAUACUGACUGUCAUUAUUCAAACCUGAAUGGGCUGUAUCUGCGGGGAACUCACAAAAGUGCGGCCAACGGGGUAAACUGGAAGACCGGCCGUGGUUACUAUUAUUCAUAUAAGAUAUCAGAGAUGAAGAUCCGACCUCAGUCUAACUAACUGCUCUCUGGUUGCCACUGUAUACGUGGAGGAAACAAUGUAUUAGAAUGGGCAAAUAAAAAUUCAUAUCAAAUAUUGACUGUAAUCAGGCAGAAGGUCUGCGAAUUCAACUGAAGAUCAGUAAUGUAAAUGUUUGGUAAUACAGUGUUUCUCCGUAUCCUGAUGUGUAAUUUUUUUUAAAUCCUUUCAUUGGUUUGAAAAUUAUAGACAUUAUAAACGUUACAAUUGUGAAUAAAAUCACAUGCGGAAAUGUGACAGAUUGCACAUCAAUCAGAAUAAAACAAGAAAAAUAAUA
Pelobates fuscus (common spadefoot toad) is the source of this 1396-nucleotide messenger RNA. RefSeq names its product ficolin-1-B-like. The transcript is spliced from 9 exons. Gene Ontology annotation, biological process: complement activation, lectin pathway. Lineage: Eukaryota; Metazoa; Chordata; Amphibia; Anura; Pelobatidae. Bases 130 to 1101 code for a protein of 323 amino acids. Gene Ontology annotation, molecular function: carbohydrate derivative binding; signaling receptor binding; antigen binding. The record is from RefSeq and is a predicted model, not a curated record.